Messenger RNA from Oncorhynchus kisutch (coho salmon), 2274 nucleotides. RefSeq names its product solute carrier family 25 member 21 (gene slc25a21). The transcript is spliced from 11 exons. The record is from RefSeq and is a predicted model, not a curated record. Lineage: Eukaryota; Metazoa; Chordata; Actinopteri; Salmoniformes; Salmonidae. Bases 206 to 1105 code for a protein of 299 amino acids.
CUAUUGCGCUGGUCAACGUUACGCUCGAAACGAAAUUGACAAGCGGCAGAAUAUGUCCAUAGAGAGUUUCUAUUGGAUAAAUUCAGGUAGGUCCCGCCCCGUUUCGUGUUCUUCCGUUUAAAACACGUUUUUCAACAGAAUCGGUGUUAUGAAUAUGCCCAAGCUGUCAUUUCUGAUCCACUAACAGGCAGACUAACGAAACAACAUGACAUCCCCCAAAAAGCAAGGUUUAUUACGGGAGGCAUCUCACCAGAUCAUUGCCGGUGGAUCAGCAGGUCUGGUGGAGAUUCUGUUGAUGCACCCUCUAGAUGUGGUGAAGACCAGGUUUCAGAUCCAGAGAGGCACCAGUGAUCCACACAACUACAAGAGCCUCGCGGACUGCUUUAGAACCGUCUUCCGCAACGAAGGUAUAUAUGGCUUCUAUAAGGGGAUCCUCCCUCCAAUCCUGGCUGAGACUCCAAAGAGAGCAGUUAAGUUCUUCACCUUCGAACAGUACAAGAAGCUGCUGAGUCUCACCGGUCUGCCCGCUGGCCUAGCUCUGUCAGUAGCAGGUCUAGGGUCAGGCCUGACCGAGGCAUUGGUGGUCAACCCAUUUGAAGUGGUCAAAGUCGGCCUGCAGGCCAACAGAGAUUCUUUCCAAGUGCAGCCCUCCACGUUUUCCCAAGCACGGAACAUCAUCAACGCAGACGGCUUUGGCCUGCGAGGGCUGAAUAAAGGGUUAACGUCGACCCUGGGGCGCCACGGCGUCUUUAACAUGAUCUACUUUGGAUUCUACUUCAACGUCAAGGACGCCAUUCCUGCCAGCCAGGACCCAACCCUGGAGUUCCUGAGGAAGUUUGCUAUUGGCCUGGCUUCUGGAACCAUCUCUUCCUGUGUCAACAUUCCCUUCGACGUGGCCAAAAGCCGCAUCCAGGCUCCCCAGCCCAUACCGGGAGAGAUCAAGUACCGGACCUGCUUCCAGACCAUGGGCCUGGUCUACCGGGAGGAAGGAUACUUGGCGCUGUACAAAGGACUGGUCCCCAAGAUCAUGAGACUCGGACCAGGUGGAGCUGUGAUGCUGCUGGUGUAUGAAUACGUAUCUGGAUGGUUAAAUAAGAACUGGUGAUGAGAAGAAGCCCACCAGCCAUGCCUUAAGGUGCCCACCAGCCAUGCCUUAAGGUGCCCACCAGGCAAUCUAUUAGGAUGCCCACCAGGUAGUUUACUGAAGCGCACCAGGCAGCCUUAGGAGGCCUGCUGUCUCAGGUUCCAACAUCCACAGGCCUCCCUAAACCCUGUGACCUCCAAUAGACUGUUCCAGCUAGUGCCCGUCCCAUACAUACAACCAUUGUACAACCAGAAUGCAACCAUAGUAUAACCAGAAGGCAACCAUAGUACAACCAGAUGCAACCAUAGUACAACCAGAAUACAACCAUAGUACAACCAGAAUACAACCAUAGUACAACCAGAAUACGACCGUAGUACAACCAGAAUAGAACCGUAGUACAACCAGAAUACAACCGUAGUAUAAUCGGAAUGCAACCAUAGUAUAACCAGAAGGCAACCAUAGUAUAACCAGAAGGCAACCAUAGUACAACCAGAAUACAACCAUAGUAUAACCAGAAGGCAACCAUUCUACAACCAGAAUGCAACCAUAGUAUAACCAGAAUGCAACCAUAGUACAACCAGAAUACAACCGUAGUAUAAUUGGAAUAGAACCAUAACGCAUAACACUGAUCUGUUAUCCACAUUGCAGCCAUACAAGCUCAUCUUCCAUUACACUCAAUAAUAAUCCACCUCGACAAAUCAAGGCCCUGCCUCAUUUAAUGCACAAACAUUAUUGGGAACAACUUAACACUUCUAAUACAAUAGCCAUGCAUGCCAUUACAUACUGUGUGCAUAGAUGAGUCCUAUAUUGUAUCUCGCUGCCAUACUAAUGUAAACCAAUUUAACAUACAGGGGGUUUAGAGUCCACUACAAACUAUUUCAAACACACAGCCGGUGUUCCAAGCCCAAAUGUCCAGAUUACACACACACGCGCGCGUGCGCUCCACCCACAGUGCAUUAAUUCAAAGUCGAAUUCACAUAAACGGAAUCAGGCACAGGAUGAAGCUUCCUGUAAAAUUCUGUCAUUUUUGUACACAUUGAAUAGAAAUGACAAAAUCAUCAUAGAAGACAAUAGAGACUCGCAUUGAUAUCUUGAAAUAGUUUGUGAUUUUAUUUUUUUCGUAGAAUAUCUUUUUCAAAGUCCCUAUGAAGCUACUUGUAUGUGACAGAUUAAAACACGUCAAACUUGAA